CAAAAAUAUACCACAAAACAUGCGUGCCGAAAACGGUUAUUGGGAUGUAGGCCUAGUUAAUACACUGAAAAACAGACUGUUGUCAACAGUGUGACCUAAAUUCACAGAAUAAUGAGGAUAACCAUAAUUUUUCUUAAAACAGGAACAAACGAACAAGCAAAGCAUUAGACAAACAAACAAACAAAUCAGAGCUAAACUGCAGGCUCGAACAUCGAUGCAUGUGGAGGCGCGAGAAAACGAAUAGGUUAGCUUGAUUUAGUUCACCAGACCGUCGGUGAGCGGAGUUCGUCAUUUUUGCCCAUUUGGAUGUUCAGUCGUUUUCUGCACCUCUCGUCCAACCGGGCUCGAUAAAUUGAACGUACCCACUCUCCCCCAAUGGGGGAGGAGUUGCGCUCAACAGCUGGCAAGCCUGCUUUGAUGAUUUUUGACAAAGCUACCUCCCCACGAAACACCAUCGGUUCCCUCAGAAAAGACCCACACUAAUUGUCCAAUUCAAAGAAGAAAAACGAACAAGGGGGACUUAAAACUGUCAAAAUAUUUCAAACGAAUAUAUACUGACUCGUUGGUAUUUUUCGUGAGAAACACAGGAGAGAUUUGCCUCGUGAAAAGGUGCCUUUUUUGACAGAGCUGUUGCAGCUAUAGGCGCUCGAGACGAGAGUGAGGUAAAACGAAAGUUGGGAGCAAACACGAAUCUUUCCAAAAGGGAAACGACUGGACACUUCGCCUCUCCACUCACUCCAUUUCCUCGCCUUCAAGUCACAAACACGUCGGCUGAGAUGCGGCUGCCAGUUACCUGGAGUUAAAUGCUAACGUUAGUCCAUGAGAGGAGAGUGCGAGUUUGGCCAAGGACUAGGAGAAAGAAGAAGAGGGCUAUUUCCUGAAACGGAGGGACCGAGGGACAGAGCAGGGAGAGGACAUGUCUCUUUGGGUCAUACUACCUGUUAGUCUGCCUUCAUUGACCAUCACUGGAAUAUGGGUUGUGUACGUCAUGGCCCUGUACAACCAGCACGUCUGUCCUGUGGAUAACUGGUUAUAUAACCAGUCGUGUGACAAGGAGCUGUACCUACAGAGUGGACCAACGUUGUGCUGUACUCUAGACAAUGUUCCACUCAUCAGUGUGUGUCUCUGAGACAGUGGCGAGGUCCAGUAAGCUGAGAGGGCUUGGUCUUAACAGGAGACGGGACCAGGCAGACAGGUGGAAGCUCGCAGGCAGUAAAUGUGGGACUCUUCCUCCAGAAAGCUGCUUCUUCAGCCUCAUCUGCAGCGCUGGAUCCUUCAUGGUGAUGGUGAUAGUAUUCCUACGUUAUGCCCAUGUGAUAGAGAAGUAUCAGAACUGUGUGUUGAACACAGCAGGCCUAUCCACCGGCUGGAUCUGUGCUGCAGGACUCAUCAUGAUUGGCAACUUCCAGGUGGACAAUGCUAAGAUCCUCCACUAUGUGGGGGCAGGGGUAGCGUUCCCCACCAGUAUGCUGUUUGUGUGUCUUCAGUCGGCUCUAACCUACAGGCUGGCCAAAACUCAGGGAGAAUACAGCGUGGCUCACCUACGACUGGGCAUGACACUACUGGCCUUCAUUACCCUGGUGCUUACUGGCGUGUUCUUUAUCCAGGAGAGCUUCGUCCUACAGCAUGCAUCGGCCAUCUUUGAGUGGGUAUUCUGCAUCAUCAUCAUGCUCUUCUACGGAACCUUUGCCUUCGAGUUCACCGGUGUCACAGGAGAUACUGUGAUGGUGCUAGCCAGAGGGGGAGCCCUGGGGCCCAACAGGAGAGGCCACAAAGUGGAGUCCUUAGGAGGUCCCAUUCCACCCCCCCCUGAAACCAUGUCAAUGCUGUAGUCCCUGGGAGAGAAGCCAGAGAGCUGGCCUGUACCAUUAUCAAUCUGGGGGAGGUGGAGGGACUUUUGAGUAUCCAUUGCCAAAACACCACCAUUGCAGGGUGUGAAGUGGACUAUGCCAAUGCUACAUAAGCCCAGGGGAGAGGAGUAGACACUGGAUGAGAUGGGGGUUUGUACUGUUCCCCUGUCCCAGCCUCCAAAGACAAUGCUUGUGUUUGCACGUCACUGAAGGAACCAAAUCCUCUCUUCCUUUUCUUUCAUCCCCCCCUUUUCCAGCCAAAGGAAGAGUGGUGCUUUACAGGAAGUGUUCCCUGCUGCUGUCUGACAUCACUGUCGUCUGGACACAGGUUAAGAGUGGAGGGCAGGCCACCAGACGGCCAGAUAGCGUGAGAGGCUGUAUCAUGAGAAAGAGAGGCUGAUAGAACACUAGAGGAAUGCAUUUGAGAAAAGAGAUACUGCCUGUGUGGGAGAGCUAGGCCUGUGUAAUGUUAAAUUUGCACAUGAAAUCUCUUUAUUUUCAGAGACCAUUUAGUGAGCAGACAUGACUGUUUCCCCCAGUGCUAGAGUCCAAACAAGGCAAAAAGCCUCCGUCAUUUGUUCUUUAAAACGCACAAUAACAAUACUAUGACACCCGGGUCUCACAUAAGUCCCAAUAUGCCAUAUGGAAUAUUUAAAAUGGUUCAGUUGACUCUCCUCAAAUGUAGUGAGACUAGCUAAAACGAAUGUGUUCAUGACAUGGAUGCUUCUCUGAUUAACAGUAUCUUGGUCAUUGAAACCCGGGUUUAAACCUGGGAAUAUCUGGCUGCCAGAAUUACCUUAGCUUCAGUAGAAAAAAUAUGUAAACAUGCCUUAUAAAGCUGGACAUUGUAAUGCAGACUGUACAAAUCUGUUUUUUUCUUCAUGAUUAUUAGAUGAACUUGAGUAUAUGGAAAGCCAAACCUCCAAUAGUAUUUUAUAAAUGUUGACUGUAAAGUUCAACCUAAACUUAUGGGUGUCGGGAGUGGAGAAGAGGACUGGAAGAAUCCAACUGUAAACCAGCUAAUACAAGCCAGAGCUGUGCCUGGGCUGAUCGAGUUAAAUCACAGAAAUAUGAAAAGGUCUGAAAAUGGAGAAUCUAUUUAUAAUCAAAGAAACAAUAAGUGGACACACCGUCUCUUUUUCAGAGCUCCCCUUUUUCUAUUUGUCAGCCUGACAACGUGUUACCGUCCCUGAUGACUUGUUACCAUCUCAGUCAACUUGUCAGUUGUUUUGCAAGGGUACAAUGUAUUGUUGGACGCUGAAACUACAGAACAUUCCUACCUCCGGGUUAUCUUCUUAGCUUUCUGUUCCUUUAGCUUAUCCUGGCAUAGGGCCAAAAGGGAAUGGGAUGGAGCUUCUACUUGCUGCUGUUCUUCCAUAGAAUGUAGAGAGACAAACCAUCCGUAUCCAUAGAAUGUAGAGAGACAAACCAUCCAUAUCCAUAGAAUGUAGAGAGACAAACCAUACAUAUCCAUUCUCCUGCCUGGAACUACACUGCCAAACUAUCCUCCUGCCUUUCAGAGCUUGUGCUAUGAGAUCUUAUUAUGCAAAUCGGUCUCCACUGUUUCAAUGCUGCCACAUUAGCUAUGAUAAUGAAUAAUAAAUUGGUGCUUAUAUUUGGCCUAUUUCACACAUGUACAAGUAUGUGUUAAUACGCAUGUGUGAAUUAGAUGUUUGUUUGUUGCAUAUCUCAAUUCCGGCUGAGAGACCUGUGGAGAGUGGGGUCACAGACAGGUUCAGCCAUUAUCAACCACGAAGCAAUUAGGGUUAAGUGCCUUGCUCAAAGGCAAAUAAUAAGAUUUUUCACCAUGUUGUCUCGGGAUUUGAACUAGCAACCUUUCGGUUAAUGGCCCAAUGCUCUAAGCGCAGGCUACCUGCCACCCUAGCGGCGGUGGAUUGCAGAACGAUAUGUAGAGUCUAUAGUUUUACAUUCAUCACAACAGCUUGAAAGUGAUUCUGAGAGAGUUUGUCACUUACUGAUGAAAUUAAUCUAAUAGUAAACGUUUGGAGAGGGAAAAAGUGGUCUAUUAGCCCCUUUUUAGUGGAGACAGAUUAAUGCGCAGAGCUCUUUUGCAUUUACGUCAUUUAGAAGACGCUCUUAUCCAGAGCGACUUACAGUAGUGUGUGCAUACAUAUUCAUUUGUACUGGUACCCCGUGGGAAUCGAACCAACAACCCUGGCGUUGCAAGUACCAUGCUCUACCAACUGAGCCACACGGGACCACCAUGCUCUUCUAUUGCUAUCAACUGGUUCAAUGUGGCCUUAUCAACUGUUGGAUGAGUAUAAGGCCUGUGUAUUCUGACUGAAUGCUGUGCCAACCAAUCCUCAACAUGAAGUUCAUCAUCCAUCUGUAUUAGUGCCAGAAAAUGAAUUGAAUUCUGAUUAAUUGAAUCUCAGUUUAAGUGGCCUUUAAAUGCUAUUUUCUUGAAACUGUCUUAAUAAAUCUCACUGACCCAGUAUUGAAUCACUCUGCCAAAUGUUAUCAAAUCAUAUGAGAGAGCUUCAAGAAGUAGGAGGAAGUUUUCACCUAGAUACUUAUCCAGGAUCAGUUUUGCAUAUUUCCUCCUUCAUGGUUAGGAUUGGGCCAGGUUUAAUGUCUACGCUGAGCAUCGUGGUCAUUAGUCACCAAAUGAAAAUAAACUGGCUGAAACAGGGAGGAACUAACUAGACUACCUGUCAAAUGAAUUCAAUGAAUUCAUGAAUUCAAAUUUCCACGGUCAAUUUCGGAACAUUAUAUAACAUUUUCUGUUACAUGUCUUAAGGAAUAUGACCCAUGUCAAUGUUCUGUUUCUCUGUUUACUGAUCUACCUUCAAACUUUUACCUCUCAGGAAUCUGUUACAUCACCAGCUGGCUGCAAUCAGUGAUUCUAAACAAAACUUCACUUUUUCAAGUAUAUUGUGUUUUUUUGUAUAUUCGAUUGUGUUUUAAGGAACUUGUUUUGACCAGUGGGUUGAUUUUACAUUUCAAUAUUGUAGUGCCAUUGGCUUUGCCCAUAUCUGACCUGAUUGGUCACGCCAUGGUUCCAUGUUCUAUACAGAACCAUAUAUUUACAUAUGGAGCUGGUUCUAUGCUUUAUCAAAGAAGGUCAACACUAUCUUGUAGAAAUAGCAGUGGUGUUAUAAGUGCUUCAUUAAGACAUCAAUACGGUUGAUGGAUAAUCAUUCGUUUGGUUGCGUUUUAUUUGUACAUCCAAAGGGUCUCUCGAAGGCUAAGUUGGCACACGUGUACUCUCACAGAGUAGAGAACAUUCCUCUAUCUAGCUGUUGUCCUCAUUGGUAUGUUCAUUGUCUUACCUACCUACAGAUAUCCAAAUGAAAAUAGUGCCAUAUUCUACUGAAAUGUAGAGAACAUGUAUGUGCCUUUUUAUUUUGACGAAACCAAAGAAAGAUGUUCCAGGUUAAGUGUUUAUGAGAGAAGGAAGAUGUAUAUUUGCCUUAAAUUGUUCUACAAUAAAACUGUAAAAGUA
Messenger RNA from Oncorhynchus keta (chum salmon), 5316 nucleotides. Its product is annotated as transmembrane protein 150A-like. The record is from RefSeq and is a predicted model, not a curated record. The coding region runs from base 1101 to 1832 and encodes 243 amino acids. The transcript is spliced from 9 exons. NCBI's taxonomy places the organism in Eukaryota, Metazoa, Chordata, Actinopteri, Salmoniformes, Salmonidae.